This is a messenger RNA of Adineta steineri, 1194 nucleotides long. The record is from the annotation of a GenBank genome assembly. NCBI's taxonomy places the organism in Eukaryota, Metazoa, Rotifera, Eurotatoria, Adinetida, Adinetidae.
AUGGUUGGCUGGCAAUUUAAUUGUGCUAGUACAACUUGUUUACCAUUUUCUAGUCUUAUUGUAUCGGACAUUUUCAAAUGCGAACUGGCUUGUCUAGCUCAAGUACAAUGUGAAGCAAUUAGUUUUCAUCAAUCAACUACUAAGUGUGAAUUAUUUGCUAACAUAACGAAUCAAAAUGGGAAUAUGUCGGCCAAUAAUGAUAUUGUGACUCUGAUUGUUAUAGAUCAAACACGAUUUGCAUCAGUUACAGUUCCUGCAGCACACUGGAACCCUAGUGGCACAACUAUGGCUGGCAAUCCUAGCGGUACAGCAGGAGUAGGUGCAAGUCAGUUGAAUAAGCCUUAUGUUUUGAGACUUGAUUCAUCAGAUGCUCUCUAUAUCUCUGAGUUGGAUAACAACAGAAUACAAAAAUGGAUCAUAGGAAAUUCAAAUGGUGUCACUGUUGCCGGACAGGCAGAUGGAACAUCAGGUGCUUCCUCUACUACCCUUAAUCAACCAGUCGGUCUUGCAAUCGAUUCAAGUGACAACAUGUACAUCGCAGAUAAAUACAAUAAUCGGGUAAUUUACUGGGCAAAUGGUGCAUCGUCUGGUUCGAUGAUCGCUGGAACAGGUUCCUAUGGAAGUGCAAACAAUCAGUUAAGUUAUCCUAAUAUGAUCGAACGUGAUACUAGCUCGGGCACUCUGUACAUUGGUGAUGUAGGAAAUCAACGUAUAAUGCAAUAUCUUAACAGUAGUUCAUCAGGCACUUUAGUGGCUGGUGGAAAUGGUUACGGAACAGGCAGCACUCAGUUAUGCAAUCCAUACGGAUUUACUCUGGAUUCAUCGACUAAUAGUUUGAUAAUUGCCAGUUAUAGUGCUCAUAAUGUAGUUCGUUGGGUGAUAGGUGAUACUAGUUGGACACUUCUUGUUGGCAGUACUGGAGUAAGCGGAUCUUCGUCGACACUUUUAAAUAGUCCAGUUGGUGUAGCAGUAGAUCAAUAUGGAAAUAUAUAUGUAGCUGAUUCAGGCAACCAUCGCAUCCAAUUCUUUUUAUCUGGUCAAUCUAGUGCUACUACAAUUGCCGGUGUCACCGGUUCGUCUGGCACAAGCGCUACUCAAUUAAAUUACCCAUAUGGAGUAGCACUAGAUAGUCAAUUCAAUUUAUAUGUGGCAGAUAGCAGUAAUAAUCGAGUGCAAAGAUUUGCACGGUACUGA